This is a messenger RNA of Nannizzia gypsea CBS 118893, 855 nucleotides long. RefSeq lists its product as hypothetical. The transcript has 3 exons. The coding region runs from base 1 to 855 and encodes 284 amino acids. Gene Ontology annotation, biological process: intracellular manganese ion homeostasis. Gene Ontology annotation, molecular function: iron ion transmembrane transporter activity; manganese ion transmembrane transporter activity. Gene Ontology annotation, cellular component: fungal-type vacuole membrane. NCBI's taxonomy places the organism in Eukaryota, Fungi, Ascomycota, Eurotiomycetes, Onygenales, Arthrodermataceae. The record is from RefSeq and is a predicted model, not a curated record.
AUGAGUGACCAGCCUAUGCUCGGUGGCGGACGUGGCCGCUGGGAUUCGCAAGACCUAGAGGACCAGGGUUUUGCACCAUACGGGACAUUCCCAGGUUCGCCAACUGAGAGCGCAGAGACGUCCUGCAGUAUCACUUCCACUCGGCCCAGAGUCAACGCCAGAAUCGUCUCUGAUGCCAUCUUGGGCCUGUCAGACGGGUUGACGGUCCCCUUUGCUCUCAGUGCCGGCCUCUCUGCCCUGGGGAACACCAGGGUCGUCGUCGUCGGUGGCCUGGCCGAGCUUGUUGCCGGUGCUAUAUCUAUGGGCUUGGGCGGAUACGUUGGCGCACGCAGUGAAGUGGAAUCAUACGAAGCCACGGUCCGAGAGACUAAACAUCUAGUCAAAGCGUCCCCAGUGGAAACAAUGAACAUCAUCCGUGAAGUUUUUGCUCCAUACAACCUCCCAGACGAGCCCGUCGCUCACAUGAGCAAUAUCCUAUACAACUCCCCUGAGAAACUCCUUGACUUCCUCCUCACCUUCCACCACAAAGAGUCGAAGCCAGGCUGCAACCAGGCAUGGAUAUCUGCCAUCACCCUUGCUCUGGGCUACUUCAUCGGCGGUUUCAUCCCGCUUAUUCCUUAUUUCAUCGUGGACCACGUUCUGGCGGCGUUGUAUUAUAGCAUUGGUAUCAUGAUUUUCACAUUGCUGGUCUUUGGCUAUGUUAAAACCUGCAUUGUUCGAGGUUGGGCAGGUAGAGAGAAUAUAGUUGCUGGUAUUAAGGGGGGGCUCCAAAUGGUGGUUGUUGGAGGUUUGGCUGCUGGUGCGGCUAUUGCCCUGGCUCGAGCCAUCAACCCAACUGGCCGCGCUAUGUUUUGA